CUUCGGCGGGUCCAGAAUUAGACCCUGACUGUAAACUGGAGAAGCCAGUGGUGCUGCUGGUGUUUUUCGGAGGCAGUUCAAGUUGAAUCAUUAAUUCUACUAAGGUGUUGAACGGCAACCCUCUCUUCCAAGAUGUCAAAAACAAACAAAUCGAAGUCUGGGUCUCGCUCUUCUCGCUCAAGAUCUGCAUCCAGAUCUCGGUCUCGAUCGUUUUCCAAGUCUCGGUCCAGAAGCCGAUCUGUCUCCCGUUCAAGGAAACGCAGGCUGAGUUCUAGGUCUCGUUCCAGAUCGUAUUCUCCAGCUCAUAACAGAGAAAGGAAUCACCCCCGAGUGUAUCAGAAUCGAGAUUUCAGAGGCCACAACAGAGGCUAUCGGAGACCCUAUUAUUUCCGUGGGCGAAACCGAGGCUUUUAUCCGUGGGGCCAGUAUAACCGAGGUGGCUAUGGAAACUACCGGUCCAAUUGGCAGAACUACCGGCAAGCAUACAGUCCUCGUCGAGGCCGGUCCCGGUCCCGGUCCCCAAAGAGAAGGUCCCCUUCACCACGGUCCAGGAGCCAUUCUAGGAACUCUGAUAAAUCAUCCUCUGACAGGUCAAGGCGCUCCUCAUCCUCCCGGUCAUCCUCCAACCACAGCAGGGUUGAAUCGUCUAAGCGCAAGUCUACAAAAGAGAAGAAGUCCUCUUCUAAGGAUAGCAGGCCAUCUCAGGCAGCCGGUGAUAACCAGGGAGAUGAGGCCAAGGAGCAGACAUUUUCUGGAGGUGCAUCUCAAGAUAUAAAAGGGUCUGAGAGCUCAAAGCCAUGGCCAGAUGCCACUACCUAUAGCACUGGUUCUGCGUCACGGGCCUCGGCUUCUGAUCUGAGCCCCCGGGAGAGAAGCCCAGCUCUCAAAAGUCCCCUCCAGUCUGUGGUGGUUAGGCGAAGGUCACCGCGCCCUAGCCCUGUGCCAAAACCUAGUCCUCCACUUUCUAAUACAUCCCAGAUGGGCUCAUCUAUGUCAGGUGGUGCUGGGUAUCAGUCUGGAACACACCAAGGUCAGUUCGACCAUGGCUCUGGAUCUUUGAGUCCAUCUAAAAAGAGCCCUGUGGGUAAGAGUCCUCCGGCCACUGGCUCUGCAUAUGGUUCAUCUCAGAAAGACGAGAGUGCUGCUUCAGGAGGAGCAGCAUACACAAAAAGGUACCUGGAAGACCAGAAAACAGAGAAUGGGAAAGAUAAGGAACAGAAACAAACAAAUACUGAUAAAGAGAAGCUGAAAGAGAAAGGGAGCUUCUCUGAUGCUGAUGUAAAAAUGAAAUCUGAUCCAUUUGCUUCCAAGACUGACACUGAGAAGCCCUUCCGAGGCAGCCAGUCACCUAAAAGGUAUAAGCUUCGUGAUGACUUUGAGAAAAAGAUGGCUGACUUCCACAAGGAGGAGAUGGAUGAACAAGAUAAGGACAAAAGUAAGGGGAGGAAGGAACCUGAGUUUGAUGAUGAGCCCAAAUUUAUGUCUAAAGUUAUAACCGGUGCAAGCAAAAACCAGGAGGAAGAGAAGUCAGGCAAGUGGGAGAGCCUGGUGCAUACAGGGAAGGAAAAGCUGAGGAAGGCGGAGGAGCUGGAGGAGGAGCCUUUCACAGAGAGAUCCAGAAAGGAGGAGCGUGGAGGGGCCAAGAGGAGCGAAAGUGGACACAGGGGCUUUGUGCCAGAAAAGAAUUUCCGAGUGACUGCGUACAAGGCGGUCCAGGAGAAAAAUUCGUCACCUCCCCCACGGAAGACCUCUGAGAGCCGAGACAAGCUGGGAAACAAAGGAGACUUUUCCUCAGGGAAGUCUUCCUUUUCCAUUACUCGGGAGGCCCAGGUCAAUGUCCGGAUGGACUCGUUUGAUGAGGACCUUGCACGACCCAGUGGCUUAUUGGCUCAGGAAAGAAAGCUUUGUCGGGAUCUAGUCCAUAGCAAUAAAAAGGAACAGGAAUUUCGUUCCAUCUUCCAGCACAUACAGUCAGCUCAGUCUCAGCGUAGCCCCUCAGAAUUGUUUGCUCAGCACAUAGUGACGAUUGUUCAUCAUGUUAAAGAACAUCACUUUGGAUCCUCUGGAAUGACAUUACAUGAACGCUUUACUAAAUACCUAAAGAGAGGAAGUGAACAAGAAGCAGCUAAAAAUAAGAAAAGCCCAGAAAUACACAGGAGGAUAGACAUUUCCCCCAGUACAUUCAGAAAACAUGGUUUGACUCACGAGGAAAUGAAAAGUCCCCGGGAACCUGGCUAUAAGCAGGCUGAAGGCAAAUACAAAGAUGAUCCUGUUGAUCUUCGCCUUGAUAUUGAGCGUCGUAAAAAACAUAAGGAGAGAGAUCUUAAGCGAGGUAAAUCAAGAGAGUCGGUGGAUUCCCGAGACUCUAGCCACUCAAGAGAAAGAUCAGCUGAGAAAACAGAGAAAACUCACAAAGGAUCGAAGAAGCAGAAGAAGCACCGCAGAGCAAGAGACCGGUCUAGGUCCUCCUCUUCCUCUUCCCAGUCGUCUCACUCCUACAAAGCAGAGGAGUACCCCGAGGAAGCAGAGGAAAGGGAGGAGAGCACCACAGGUUUUGACAAAUCCAGACUGGGGACCAAAGACUUCGUGGGUCCAAAUGAAAGAGGCGGCAGAGCACGGGGAACCUUUCAAUUUCGAGCAAGAGGGAGAGGUUGGGGCAGAGGAAACUAUUCCGGUAACAAUAACAACAACAGCAACAAUGAUUUUCAAAAGAGAAACCGGGAAGAGGAAUGGGAUCCAGAGUACACACCCAAAAGCAAGAAGUAUUACUUGCAUGAUGACCGGGAAGGUGAAGGCAGUGACAAGUGGAUGAGCCGUGGCCGUGGCCGAGGAGCCUUCCCCCGGGGUCGGGGCCGGUUCAUGUUCCGGAAAUCCAGUACCAGCCCCAAGUGGGCCCACGAUAAGUUCAGUGGCGAGGAAGGAGAGAUUGAAGACGAUGAGAGUGGGACAGAGAACCGGGAAGACAAGGACGGUCUGCAGCCCACAGCUGAGUAGGGCCGCUCUUGAUGGAGCCCUGGCCCAGGGAGAGAGGCGCUGGGAGAGUCUGGUGGAGCUAAACAGGGAGCCUCAAGAAGAUCCUGCAAAUCCCACCCCACAACCCACCAGCCAAACAGAACCUACAACAGCAGAGUACACAUCCCUGGUGCUGUCCCACUGGACAGAGGACACUGGCCCCAGAGCCUAGGAUCAGGCCCAUGUUUUGAGCAGCCCACAACACACUGGGCUCCCGCUGUUUCUUGUUUGUUGUUGGUGUGUGGGGUGGGGGCAGGGUAGGGAGAAUGAUGCUGAUGCUUGGGUUUUUUGUUUGUUUGGUUUUGUUUUCCUUUCCCUAUUAGAAACCCAAGUUUCCUUAAUUUCGUUUGGAACUAAGAGGAUGAACUUGGUUUUCAGUCUUUUCCUGUCCUGAUUUUUAAAAGGCCCUUAUAUUUCUCUUUUUGUUCUUUUUCUUUUCUUUUUACAGGAUAUGUAGUAUAUUAGCAGAAAGAUUUAAUUUGGGCAACUUUGAUUCUUAAAGCAUGUGAAUAAACAUUGCCGUGUUCGCUUCA
This is a messenger RNA of Chionomys nivalis (European snow vole), 3545 nucleotides long. Its product is annotated as thyroid hormone receptor-associated protein 3-like. The record is from RefSeq and is a predicted model, not a curated record. Gene Ontology annotation, biological process: positive regulation of transcription by RNA polymerase II. Gene Ontology annotation, molecular function: transcription coregulator activity; DNA binding. NCBI's taxonomy places the organism in Eukaryota, Metazoa, Chordata, Mammalia, Rodentia, Cricetidae. The coding region runs from base 133 to 2994 and encodes 953 amino acids. Gene Ontology annotation, cellular component: mediator complex. The transcript has a single exon.